Messenger RNA from Rhineura floridana, 1135 nucleotides. Its product is annotated as acidic leucine-rich nuclear phosphoprotein 32 family member B-like. Gene Ontology annotation, molecular function: histone binding. The record is from RefSeq and is a predicted model, not a curated record. Lineage: Eukaryota; Metazoa; Chordata; Lepidosauria; Squamata; Rhineuridae. The transcript is spliced from 7 exons. Gene Ontology annotation, cellular component: nucleus. The coding region runs from base 155 to 919 and encodes 254 amino acids. Gene Ontology annotation, biological process: regulation of apoptotic process.
CGCUCGCUUUUGUUGGCUUUGGCGCCUCGGUGCUAUAUAAGCCGCGGCGGAGAGGAGGGCCAGAGCUCGCGGCGGAAAGUCUGCGGGGUCGGCGGGUGCGUCCUGCCUGCCUGCCUGGAAGAAAACUCGGUUUGGAGAGGUUUGCUGGCGCACCAUGGAGAUGAAGAAACGGCUCACGUUGGAGCUCCGAAACAAGAAGCCGAGCGAGGUAAAGGAGCUGGUUUUGGACAACUGUCGCUCAGACGAUGGGAAGAUUUGCGGUCUCUCCUCUGACUUCGAAAACCUCGAAUUCCUCAGCAUGAUCAAUGUGAACCUCCUCUCUGUCUCCAAUCUCCCUAAGCUCAAUAAACUUCGUAAGCUGGAGCUCAGCGACAAUCGCAUUUCUGGGGGCCUGGAAGUCCUUGCAGAGAAAACCGCAAACCUGACACACUUGAAUCUUAGCGGGAACAAAAUCAAAGACAUAAAUACCUUGGAACCACUGAAGAAACUCCCUCACCUACGGAGCUUGGACCUUUUCAACUGCGAAGUGACGACGCUGAUCAACUACCGCGAGAGCAUAUUUGCCCUCCUCCCCCAGCUCACUUACCUGGACGGCUUUGAUACGAACGACAAAGAGGCCCCCGACUCAGACCCGGAGGUGGAUGGGCUGGAUGACGAGUAUGACGAAAAUGGAGAGGAAGGUGAAGAAGAAGAUGAGGAGGAGCUGGAUGAAGAUGUUGUUGAUGAAGAAGAAGAAGAAGAAGAAGAUGAUCUGGAUGGCGAAGAGGAGGAGGAUGGGGUAGAUGAUGAAGACGAAGAUGAGGAGGAGGAAGGAGAGGAGGAAGACUAUGAAGAAGAUCUCCGACGGGGGGAGAAGCGGAAACGAGAGGUUGAAGGCGAGGGAGAGGACGAUCCUGAUGAGGAGGAGGAAGACGACUGACUGCGCCUGCCCUUCUUAGCCAAUCCGUUUUACGGACUGUGACUUUUCUGGCUCCUGCUGUUUUCUCCCAAGUGAGACUGUGACGACAAAUUUCUUCUUUCACAACCCCACCCCACCUCUAGCGUUGCUUCCCAGCCCACCCCACCCCCUUUGUAUCGCUGGAACACCCACAGUAUAUUUUUUUAAGAUGUAGAAUACAGUUUAGGUGUGUCAGGA